AUGGACGAACGACAAUUGGCACUUGAGAAGGUGCCACACCCCAUCCACAUCAACUUCAAAUACCCGCCAUACCCAGGAGCAGACCUCAAGACAAUCGAACUCGACCUCCCUGAAGGUGCUCUCCUUCUCGACGCCAUCAGACAGUGCCGCAUUCAGCAUCAUGUCCCCGUCUACCUCGAGCACUCAUUCCUUUCAACCGCACAAAGUCUUAUCGAAUCCACACGGAGGGCUCGUGUCGACCAGGAAACAGCACGGGUCAACACAGCUAUGUUCUCUCAUAGCAGCACCACAGAAAACGACAGCGCAGAGUCAGGCACCAAUACCGUGAAUAACACCCUUGAGGAAGACAAUUCUGCUGAGGCCGAACUUCAAAGAGCUAUGAUCGAGAAUUACAGGAACCAUACCAGUCAGUUUUACACUCAACCAGAGGAGAACAUGUUCCCAGAGGCGUACCAUACACUAGUUCACUCGCCAAUACCCUCGCUAUUCGACUCGAUUCUGGAUCUGGAGCGUGAAUACGCUGGAGAGGUCGACGCGUUGCUGAGUGCUCGGGACGCCGAACUCAACGACAUACAAACAAGGCAUAACAAUAUCCUUGCCGCCGAAGCACCCCAGCGCAACUUGACACAGCUCAUGACAAGGCACAUCGAGACAAUGGAGGUGUCGCUAGCAACAUGGAACAGCCAGCUGGAUGACUUGCAGUCUAUGCAACGGUCAAAGUAUCAGGAGUUCAUUCUUGAACUCUAUGCGAUCUACAAGCGUCAGCAAUUGCACCUUCUGCACAAGGAUACACCAAACGGGAGCGCCAAUGGGCUUGCUGCUCUAGAUGGCAAAGAGAUGGUUGCAGAGGCAAUGCGUACAAUUGGAGCAAGGCAAUCGAACGUCCACGGAACACCCUCGGACCGGGCACGACAGUCCCCUAACAGCUCAUCGAAUUACAAGGAUUUGCCAGCAGUACCGCCGACGGCAGAAUCCCAGCCCGACACCCCAGGUGCAGAGGAAGAAGCUUCUCAAUCUCCACCAGAGACGGCACCUGAUACAUCUGCAACAGACGCACCUCAGGAAACAGUUGCCGUCGACUCCCCUCCUCCGCCUCCACCCAAAUCGGAAGAUCCUGAGCUGGAACAAAUGAUCAAGUCGAUCUUGGAAAUGGGAUUCGAUGUCGAACAGGCCAAGGGAGCGUUACUCAUCUCCAACCGCGACAUGGAUCAUGCCAUCAACCUUCUUUUGGAACAACCGGAUAGUAUUCCACGCCUCGUCGCUGCAAAACAAAAGGUGGAGGCAGCGAUGAAGGAGAGCAGCGCAAGGAGACAGAACCGCGCGCAAUCAUCACCUCAGCAACCCUUGCCGUCCUUGGCAGGAUCCCCUGCCUCCAACUCAUCUCAACCUCACACUGCGCAGGAUCCCAGAGUGCAAAAUGUCAAUCGUCCUAUUGACCGAUCUGCUUCCGUUUCUUACCCACGACCUCACAUCCCAGGACAAAACCAAGGAUCGUCCGGAGGAGCAGCAAGUCAAAAACCAUGGUCCCCAUUGCCAUUCUUUCAGCAACAAAGGAACGCGCUCUUGACCAACAACAGCAACCCUUCCGUCAAGAAGUUUGGUGGCUGGCUCAACAAGGCCAUAGAGAACCUUGGACUAGAUGAUGACUUUGAAGAUCAAAACGGAUUUAACAGGAACGGAGGAACAUCAGGCGCUGCACAGUCAUCUCACCAACAACCUUCCAACCUUGCCGAGUCCUUUACCGUCGUCUUGGGUAGCAGCCACUCCAAGGUGACGCACAACUUGCGACUGGUAGUAUCGGACCCUGCAGAAGUGUUCCCUAGCAACCGCAACAAGUCUGAACGCGAUGCUGCCAUUCAAGCCCAAACAGCAUCGUCACUUUACGGCAAGAACUUGACAGAGUUAUUCAAGGCCUGCCAGACCAGCACAGAGCUCCACUUUGACAGCAUCGAAAAACAGCUGGAGGCACUCGAAGAUGAAAUCCCACUUGACGGAUCGACUCUACAAGAAGGCGACUUUGUGUUGACGAGACACUCUAACCUGCCCAUGAUCCAUGUCGUCUUCCACCUCUUCUAUGGCAGCGCUUCCGACUCGACCGCAGCAGAAACUGUGGGAACUGGAGCUGGAUCACCCAACUUGUUCAAUCAGUCAUCGGACUUUAUUCCCAAACCCGACUUUUUGGCAGGCCUUCGCAACAUUUUGCGGACAGCUCAUCGACACGAAAUUACGAUGCUCUCUUUGCCGUUCCUGAUGAUGCCUACAUUGUUUGAAAGCCAGCUCGUGGCGGCAUCAGAGGCGACACCAUCAACAAGACACCAUCGGCCGGGAUCACAGUACGGAUCGCCAUCUCUUUCUACAAUAUCGACAGGGGCCUCUGGAGUCGGUUCAGCGGCAUCCUCUCCUUCGGUGUCGUCUUUGGCAUCGUUCAAUGCUGGACCAAACCAGCAGCGGCCUCAGGUCAACUACCACAUCACUGACCAGACGCGUCGGGAUCUGCAGAAGCGGACAGAAACAACCUUGCGGCACCUAAAGUCGUACCUGAUGGAGAAUGCACGACAGGUCAAGCAGGUCGGAAAUCAAGGGAGCGAGGCAGAAAAGUUCCGAGCCUCGCAGGGCGGGGAUGUCAUGGUGGUCCAGUUCCUGUUGCCGAAAGGAACGAGCGAUGAGAUGUUCCGGUCAUUUAGAGGUAUUCUUGUCAAUGUCUUUGGAGGUGUGUGA
Messenger RNA from Linnemannia hyalina, 2718 nucleotides. The record is from the annotation of a GenBank genome assembly. NCBI's taxonomy places the organism in Eukaryota, Fungi, Mortierellomycota, Mortierellomycetes, Mortierellales, Mortierellaceae.